This is a messenger RNA of Acanthosepion pharaonis, 618 nucleotides long. The record is from the annotation of a GenBank genome assembly. Lineage: Eukaryota; Metazoa; Mollusca; Cephalopoda; Sepiida; Sepiidae.
AUGUCCAAGUUAAGACAAAAAAAUCCCACUGCUAUUCGUACUCCUGAAGAUGACAAAGGUAGAGAAACUCAUGAACAGGAUCAUGUGGUCCAUUUGGAGAAAUCACAUGUGAUCAGUCCAUAUAUUUAUAAUAUUUGUCGAGAAGCUCAUGACAAAAUAUAUGCCCGAGAUGCAGAUUUACGGAUCCUCUCACGCUCUCUUGGCAAGGACUAUAACACGUUGAGGUCUUCAACUACGCAGUAUAUCCCAUCCAAAUAUUCCCACUGCCGGGACAUUACUGACUUGAGCAAACCUUGUUGUUGCCAGUAUGAGAUCUGUUGCAGAAAGCCAACUGUAUGUGGGACUACUAAUUUCUACCCCCGCCCCCUCAAUAAUGACAAUACAGAGAGUAGCCCGCAGCUGCCAGAAUAUCACCGCCAGCCAUUAUUGCUGCUGCUGCUACUACUACAAUUAAUACAAGUACCAGUGCUGCCCCUGUCUGCUGAUGUCUAUCCCUUUCAUUCUGGUCAUAGUGCCUUGCUCUUUCAGGUGGGGAAAUCCACCCAAACUCCUUCUCUUAUGUUUAUUUUACAUUUUUUUCCUCCCACCGACAUGGAAGAUAUAAAACACAGGGAUUGA